Messenger RNA from Megalobrama amblycephala (Wuchang bream), 2029 nucleotides. It is a transcript of the gene mmd, whose product is annotated as monocyte to macrophage differentiation-associated. Gene Ontology annotation, molecular function: pore-forming activity. Lineage: Eukaryota; Metazoa; Chordata; Actinopteri; Cypriniformes; Xenocyprididae. The record is from RefSeq and is a predicted model, not a curated record. The coding region runs from base 305 to 1024 and encodes 239 amino acids. The transcript has 7 exons. Gene Ontology annotation, cellular component: membrane.
ACCCGUCAAUCACAUCUGCCGAAAAAAAAAAAAAGUACUACUCCGUCUCCGGCUUUCGAUAGUCACAGAAAGAGGGGAAAAGGCAGAGAAAGAGAGAGGGAUUCGACACAAGACGGAAUGAUGUGACAAAACAGUCUCUUGUGGAUGAUUUAGGGUGUAUUUGAGCCGUUAUGGUGGCACGACCGCGUUUUGUUUCAGUCUGGGAUUGAUUUUAGUGUGAAUGGGGAUUUUGCCGCAGGCCUCGGACAUCUGAUUCAUUUUCAUCAUCUGAUUCAUUUACUGUUUUUGUUUGUGUACUCGCGAGAUGAAGAGGGUGAAUAGUUUCCAGAGGUUUAUGAACACCCGGGCGGCUGCAAACUGCCGUUACCAGCCCACGUGCUACGAACACGCGGCCAACUGCUACACCCACGCGUUCUUGAUUGUGCCGGCGUUUGUGGGAAUGGCUCUGUUACACCGACUGUCAGAUGACCGCUGGGAGCGGAUCACAGCCUGGGUCUACGGCAUGGGUCUGAUCGCGCUGUUCCUUGUCUCCACUGUCUUUCACAUCAUUUCCUGGAAAAAGAGCCACAUGAGGUCCAUGGAGCACUGCUUCCACAUGUGUGAUAGAGUCGUCAUAUACUUCUUUAUCGCUGCCUCUUAUACACCAUGGCUCAAUCUCCGGGAGCUCGGGCCGCUCGCUGCUCACAUGCGCUGGUUUGUUUGGUUGAUGGCAGCCGCUGGAACCAUCUAUGUGUUUAACUACCACGAAAAGUAUAAGUUAGUGGAGUUGGCGUUUUACUUGACCAUGGGCUUCUUUCCUGCUCUGGUGGUGACAUCAAUGAGUAACACAGAUGGGCUGUACGAGCUGGCGUUCGGAGGCUUCGUCUACUGCCUGGGCGUCGUCUUCUUCAAAUCUGACGGCGUGAUUCCGUUCGCUCACGCCAUCUGGCAUGUGUUCGUGGCGCUGGCAGCUGCCAUCCACUACUACGCCAUCUGGAAGUACCUGUACCGCAGCCCCGCUCUGGAGGACAUCAGGGAUGUUUGAGCGUCUCCAGCCCGAGCUCUUCCUCAUCACUUCCUCUGUUGACGUCUCUCUCUCUGCUUUAUCACCAAAACACCAUGAUCGUCUCGUCCGGAUGCUCCAAACACCAUAGUUUACCAGUACGACCAUGCAAUGUUUACGGUUUUCUAACCAACUUGGAUCAGCGAAGUGUGCGUGUGUGUGUGUCGCAGUAUUGCCACAGCUGCAACAACAUGGCAAUGCCAUGUUCGUCAGUAUUAUGUAAAUAUAUUCCACUGAAAGCAGAUGAAUUGUGAUUGUGUCUGAUAUGUAAUGAUUUAUUCUGUGCAUUCUGACACACGCGCGCACACACUCUGUAGUUGUUUCAUAUCAUCAGUAGUGAAUUAGUUUGCUUUAUUCUUGCAACUUUCUGUAUCAGAUCUAUUUUUGCAUCUCAACUUACUUCAGACGUACAGCUAGUUGUUUUCUACAAAGUGCUGGUGGUUUUCUACGCUCUUGCCGUGUUUCUGCUCUUUCAGCAGGAUUUGAAAGUGCUGCACGGAGCUUUUUUUCUAUGCGGCACUUUUCUAACAGGACGAACCACUUGUGUUUGAUAUUCCGUCACAUCUGAAAUGUUGUCGUUGAGAGGCUGAUGAUGGGAUGAUGGCGGAUAGAAACGUUGCCGAGCACAACCAGGUCUACUAUGCUGUAGGAUGUCUAUUUCACAGCCUGAACUUCCUUAAAGACACGUUUUCGAUUCCUGCUGGUUAUGACUUGAUGAUAGAAUGACGUCCAGUAUCUGUUGAUGAAUCUGACAAAAACGGGUCAUAUUUCACCCCAAAAAUCAAAAGAAAAACCGAUCACAAGAAACGUUGUUUUUAAAACUCGAGCCUACUAUUUUUUAGGACCAAUGCGUUUUUUUGCAUUGUGACAUUGUCAACAUAUUUUCCUUCUCUUUAUAUAUACAGUCAAACCAUUAUUCAGACACCUUGAACAUUUAAUUCAUUAUAAAAGUUUAUUCUCUGUAGUUUAAAAAAAUGGUAAUAAAAU